Molecule: messenger RNA, 2425 nt
Organism: Fundulus heteroclitus (mummichog)
Lineage: Eukaryota; Metazoa; Chordata; Actinopteri; Cyprinodontiformes; Fundulidae
Gene: slc25a16
Product: solute carrier family 25 member 16
Exons: 10
Coding region: 385-1353 (322 amino acids)
Biological process (GO): transmembrane transport
Cellular component (GO): mitochondrial inner membrane
Source: RefSeq, a predicted model, not a curated record
ACUGUUUUUGUCCGAGCGGCCGUCAUUCGUCUGCGGGCGAAGGGCACGGAUGUUGUAACAAGCCCACAUUUUGAGCCGUUAUUUCAUCCCUUCACGUCUGACUCACGACGUCAUCGACACAGACCCUUUAGUAGCUCGUAGCAGUCUUUAUUCCUUAUUUCGUGUCGCUUAAUCGACCGGGGAUAUAGGAGAGGAUGGGGGGGAGAGGUUGAAGAGUGGAGAAGAUGUGGCUUAAUGUUGCAGUGAAAACGGCCGUUAAAGUUCCCCGUUGAUUAUCGUCAGACUGGACAGGUUAGUUUAUCCAACAGUCCAUGUCGUUUGUCUUUCACAGUGUUUUCACUAAGCUCAUCAGGCAUGGAUGUGUCAGAUUCCUGAGCAGAGAAGAUGACAUCGGAGGCUGCUGUCUCCACACCCUCCCCUACAAGCAGCAACAGCACCAGCCCGGCGAAUAGAGACUACUACUGGCUUCGCUCCUUUGUAGCUGGAGGUGUAGCAGGAUGCUGUGCCAAGACAACCAUCGCCCCCCUGGACAGAGUCAAGAUUCUUCUUCAGGGCCAGAGCCCACAUUACAAACACCUGGGGGUGUUUUCCACUUUCACCGCUGUGCCAAAGAAAGAAGGCAUCUUGGGUCUGUAUAAGGGCAACGGUGCCAUGAUGGUCAGGAUAUUUCCUUAUGGAGCCAUUCAGUUCAUGGCCUUUGACAAAUAUAAGAAGCUGCUGAGCAAACGGAUCGGGAUCUCCAGACACAUCCAUCGCCUCAUGGCAGGAUCUAUGGCAGGCAUGACUGCGGUGAUAUGCACCUACCCUCUGGACGUGGUCCGAGCCCGGCUGGCCUUCCAGGUGAAGGGAGACAAUCGCUACUCUGGAAUUAUCGAUGUCUUCCGCUCUAUUUAUCGAAAGGAGGGCGCAUUUGGCUUUUACCGGGGCCUGACUCCAACUCUUAUCGGAAUGGCGCCUUAUGCAGGUCUGUCGUUCUUCACCUUUGGCACCCUGAAGAGUCUCGGCUUAAAGCAUUUCCCGGAGCACCUGGGACGCCCCUCGUCAGACAACCCGGAUGUGCUCAUCCUGAAAACCCACGUCAACCUGCUGUGUGGAGGGGUUGCUGGUGCCUUCGCUCAGACCGUCUCUUACCCCUUGGACGUGGCAAGGAGAAGGAUGCAGUUAGGGACUGUUCUUCCCGACUCAGAUAAAUGUGGAUCACCUAUCAAGACUCUGAAGUACGUGUAUGAGAAAUACGGGAUCAAGAAAGGACUCUACAGGGGCCUUUCUCUUAACUACGUCCGCUGCGUGCCCUCACAGGCCAUGGCCUUCACCACCUACGAGUUCAUGAAGCAGGUCCUCCAUUUGAACUAGUCUGUACUGCUGCUCUGAGCCUGCAGGGUCCGACCCCUAACCCGAUCAACAUCCACGUCUCCCUGAUGGCGUUACCCUUCCAUCGGGGAGUUACUCAGUAUGUCUUAUACUCCUCGAGUUCCCUUAAGAAACCAGAGGAGUCAUUGAAUGAACAAAGAAAAAAAGAAAUCUGCUGUUGAACAAAAGGAAGGCUCUCAUUCCUUCUCAUCUGCAUCAUCACUGAACAGAUUUUUUAAACAUUACAAUUUCUUGGUCAAUUAUGCUAGCACCACCGAAGCAGCCCAUGAAUGUUCAGCAAAUACAAUCAUAUUUUGAUCAGUUCUCACAAUCUUCUCGUAUUUUAAGCAUAAAAUAAUCAAAGGAUAUAUUUUUUUUUUUAUGAUAAUGCAUAUGUUCUUUAAAUUGUGGGGCAUAUUUGCCAUUACAUUUUACAGCUACACAUUUAUGCCAUUACCUUAUUUUUUUUAUAACUGUUUACCAACUUGUAGCUGUUGCUAAAUGAUUAUGUUUAAAUUAUUUUUGUGCAUCCAGGGCCUAAUGUGUCUUUUAAUUUUGCAAUGCAGUACUUUUGGAAAAAAUCAAAUAAAAAUUUCUUAGGGCAAAUCCGCUUAAAUACUGUGUGUGUGCCUUUUGAUACUAAGUCUGAAAAGCCUUCCAUUUUGUUUUCAUGUCUUAAAUGGAGCAGUUUUGUUUCUGAAAAACAUAUCUCUAUGUUGCUUAACGUGCAUUUAACAUAAAGAGUCUGUAGCUUCAGUGAUGCUGGCAGAUGUAGGACCAUAAUAUUGUGACACAUUGCGUGUUAUUUUGAAGUUUUUGUUUAGAGGGAACUCAGGUUUCAUUUGCACUGAAGCUUUUUGUUAAUUAGUUUAGCAACAUGUUGCCACUGGGUGGCAGUAUUGAUACGCAAUGUGGAUAAUUACCGAGGCCUACCACACUACAAACAUCUCUCUUCUCCAUGACAUCCCCAGAUUGGUUCUGAUAGGACACACCAACAACUAAAUGUUUUAUGACUGCUGUUUCCUGGCUAUUUGCACUGACUUUACUUAAUAAAUGUAAUCUCAAAGUCAACUGA